AUGUCCGCCACUUCCACCCCCAACGACUCUCCCAUCCAGCCCCUCCACAACCCCUCACAGGCUGCCCAGAUCGUCGUUCCACAGGCGCCCCUUGGCUCUGUCGCAAACCAGGCUCCGGGCAUGGGCGCCAAAGCUCUCCUCGCAAAGAAGAUGGCAAAGACACACAACCCCGCCUUUAUCUCUCCCACAGACAACCUCAUGACCCCCGUCACACAAAAGCUCAAUGCCGCAAAGAAGAAACACUUUAACAAAUCAACCAAACCCGUGCAGCUCUUCUCCCCCGCCAGAGAGAACGACCAAUCGAGCGACGACGACGACGAGGAUUCCGCAGAAAAGGCACCCUCAUCAGACCCCACCGCCACCGCCGCUGCCCCAACCACCACCUCCUCCAAGAUCGCAAUGCAAGUAGACGACGAUGAGAAUCCGUUCUAG
Messenger RNA from Psilocybe cubensis, 432 nucleotides. RefSeq lists its product as uncharacterized. The record is from RefSeq and is a predicted model, not a curated record. The coding region runs from base 1 to 432 and encodes 143 amino acids. Lineage: Eukaryota; Fungi; Basidiomycota; Agaricomycetes; Agaricales; Agrocybaceae. The transcript is spliced from 3 exons.